Molecule: messenger RNA, 2922 nt
Organism: Mucor velutinosus
Lineage: Eukaryota; Fungi; Mucoromycota; Mucoromycetes; Mucorales; Mucoraceae
Exons: 3
Coding region: 1-2922 (973 amino acids)
Biological process (GO): proton export across plasma membrane; regulation of intracellular pH
Cellular component (GO): plasma membrane
Molecular function (GO): P-type proton-exporting transporter activity; ATP binding; ATP hydrolysis activity
Source: RefSeq, a predicted model, not a curated record
AUGACAGAGAAAAUCGAAACACAAGGCGAUGAGGUCAUUUCUGAUCAACCUGUCCCUCAAAAGGCCAACAUUUCCGGCAAUCUCACAUCCUUGACUGUUGAAGAACUUUACGAUAAAGACAAAUAUGAUUUAUCUACCAUGGAACCUGGAGACAUCUUUCAGCUUUUGCAAACAUCUUCAGAUGGUUUGACCUCCGAAGAAGCUGCUCGUCGUGUUGAGAAAUUUGGUCGCAACAAAUUAGAGACCAAGGAAAUCAACCCCAUCAUGCAAUUCUUGGGCUUCAUGUGGAAUCCUCUCUCCUGGGUCAUGGAGGCUGCUGCCAUCGUAUCUAUCGCUCUUUCCAACGGUGAUGGUAACCCUCCCGAUUACCCUGAUUUCAUCGGUAUCGUACUCUUGUUGUUGGCUAAUGCCACUAUUGGUUUUAUGGAAGAACGUCAAGCUGGUAACGCUGUCAAGGCAUUGAUGGCCUCUCUCGCUCCCGAAUGUAAGGUUAGACGUAAUGGUGAAUGGAAGACUUUGGAAGCUGCUGAACUGGUUCCCGGUGAUAUCAUCUCUAUCAAGUUGGGUGAUGUUGUUCCCGCUGAUGGUCGUCUCAUUGCUGCUCACGGUCAAGUUUCCAUUGAUCAAGCUGCUCUUACUGGUGAAUCUCUUCCUGCCUCCAAGGAAGCUGGUGAUGAAGUUUUCUCUGGUUCUACUGUCAAGCAAGGUGAAGCUGAAGCUAUUGUUAUCGGUACCGGUACCAAUACUUUCUUUGGUCGUGCUGCCAAGUUGGUUGGUGAUGCUGGUGAAGAUGUUGGUCACUUGCAAACUAUUUUGGCCAAGAUCGGUAACUUCUGUCUGUGCACUAUCUCCAUCUUCAUCGUUCUCGAAAUUCUUGUCAUGUACCCCAAGUUCCAUUACAAGUACAGAACUGGUAUUGAUAACAUUCUCGUCUUGCUCAUUGGUGGUAUCCCCAUUGCUAUGCCUACUGUUUUGUCCGUUACUCUUGCUAUUGGUGCUAAGCAACUUGCUGAACACAAGGCCAUUGUUACCCGUAUCACUGCUAUUGAAGAAAUGGCUGCUGUCACCAUCUUGUGUUCUGAUAAGACUGGUACUCUUACCUUGAACAAGUUGAUUGUUGACAAGCCCACCAUCAAGGCCUACUCUGAGCUUUCUGGUGAUGAUAUCAUCUUGUUGUCUGCUUAUGCUUCUCGUACUGAAAACCAAGAUGCCAUCGAUUUCUGUAUUGUCAACUCCUUGCCUGAUCCCAAGCUUGCUCGUGAGAACAUCGAGGAAUUGGAAUUCAAGCCUUUCAACCCUGUUGUCAAGCGUACUGAAAUUACCUACAAGAACCAUGCUGAUGGUAAGGUCCUCCGUGUCACCAAGGGUAUGUCCCACACCAUCUUGGACCUCUGUACCCGUGAUAAGACUGAAGAGCAAAUCAAGGCUCUUAACGAUGAUGUUGAUGAAUUCGCUCGUCGUGGUCUCCGUGCUCUUGCUGUCGCUGUUGAUGAAGUUCCCUCUGGUGAAGUCGAGGGUGAAGGUCUUGGUUUCCGUUUGGUCGGUCUUCUCCCUAUUUAUGAUCCACCAAGAAGCGAUACCAAAGAAACUAUUGACCGUGCUAUUGCUCUCGGUGUUUCUGUCAAGAUGAUUACUGGUGAUCAGCUCGCCAUUGGUAAGGAAACUGGUCGUCGUCUCGGUAUGGGUGACAACAUGUACUUGUCCAAGACUUUGAAGGACGGUCCUCCUGCUGGCUCUGGUUACUCUGAUGUUGAUGAAAUGGUCUUGCACUGUGAUGGUUUCGCUGGUGUCUAUCCUGAACACAAGUACGAAAUUGUUGAACGUCUUCAAGCUAUGGGCCACAUGACUGCAAUGACUGGUGAUGGUGUUAACGAUGCUCCUGCUCUUUCCAAGGCUAACGUCGGUAUUGCUGUCGCUGAUGCCACUGACGCUGCUCGUUCUGCUGCCGAUAUUGUUUUGACUGAACCUGGUCUUUCCGUUAUCAUUGAAGCCAUUAUUGGUUCUCGUCAAAUUUUCCAACGUAUGCGUAACUACUCCAUCUAUACUUGUUCCGUUACUAUUCGUGUUGUCGUCGGUUUCGCCAUUCUCUGUUUCGCUUUCCAAUACAACUUCCCUCCUUUCAUGGUCUUGAUUCUUGCUAUUCUUAACGAUGGUACUAUCAUGACUAUCUCUACUGAUCGUGUCAAGCCCUCUCCUUACCCUGAUUCUUGGAACUUGAGAGAAAUUUUCACUUAUGCUAUUGUUUAUGGUCUUUACCUCACCGUUUCCACUGUUGCCUUCUUUGCCGUCAUUAUCCAAACUGACUUCUUUGAAUCUCACUUCAGUCUCCCUCACAUCUUCAACCCUGAAACUGGUGCCGAAGAGAAGUAUGUCAACAGCGGUAUCUAUCACUCUGUCAUCUAUCUUCAAGUUUCCACCAUUUCUCAAGCUUUGAUUUUCAUUACCCGUUCUCGUGGCUUCUUCUUCUCUGAGAGACCUUCCAUUAUGUUGAUGUGUGCUUUCAUCGUUGCUCAAUUGGUCGCUACCUUCAUUGCUGUCUACGCUGACUGGCCUUUCACCAACAUUGCUGGUUGUGGCUGGAACUGGGCUGGUAUUGUUUGGAUCUGGAACAUCAUCUGGUUCAUCCCUAUGGAUUUCAUCAAGUUUGGUAUGAGAGCUAUCUUUGAGCCCAAGAACGACCUCAAGAACUCCAAGACUCCCAUGGCUGGUCAAUCUCGUCGUGCCUCUGCCAUCUCUGGUACUUCUUCUGCUCGUUACUACGCUAACCGUACCAAGUCUCUCAGAUCAAUGGAGCGUCCUCAAAAUUUUGCUAGCAAGUUGUUGAGUGGUAAGGGCAAGAACAUGGAUGCCAAGGAGAUGCGUCGUUUCUCCUCUGUCCAAACCAACCAUGCUGCUCAAGUCUUGAACAACAAUAAUUCAUAA